Quercus lobata is the source of this 1128-nucleotide messenger RNA. Its product is annotated as 40S ribosomal protein S6-like. Gene Ontology annotation, molecular function: structural constituent of ribosome. Lineage: Eukaryota; Viridiplantae; Streptophyta; Magnoliopsida; Fagales; Fagaceae. Gene Ontology annotation, cellular component: ribosome. The record is from RefSeq and is a predicted model, not a curated record. The transcript has 6 exons. The coding region runs from base 106 to 855 and encodes 249 amino acids. Gene Ontology annotation, biological process: translation.
GUCCAAAAACCCUAAAUCGCUACGAAGAGCCUCAGCGGAGCAAGGAAGAGCCAGAAGCGGCAUUUUCUCAUCGCCGCUGUAGCGUAGCGAUCGCGUUCAUCGAAAAUGAAGUUCAACAUCGCAAACCCCACCACUGGGUGCCAGAAGAAGCUCGAAAUCGACGACGAUGCCAAACUCCGGGCAUUUUGGGACAAGAGGAUCUCACAAGAAGUCAAUGGAGAUGCACUGGGUGAGGAGUUCAGGGGUUACGUGUUUAAAAUCAUGGGAGGCUGUGACAAGCAGGGUUUUCCAAUGAAGCAGGGAGUGUUGACUCCUGGCCGUGUCCGUCUCUUGCUCCACAGAGGAACCCCUUGCUUCCGUGGUCAUGGCCGCAGGAAUGGAGAGAGGAGAAGGAAGUCUGUCCGUGGAUGCAUUGUUAGCCCAGACCUCUCAGUUUUGAACUUGGUUAUUGUGAAGAAAGGUGAUAAUGACCUUCCUGGACUCACUGAUGUUGAGAAGCCAAGAAUGAGAGGUCCAAAGAGGGCAUCAAAGAUCAGGAAGCUGUUCAACCUCUCCAAGGACGAUGAUGUUAGGAAGUACGUCAACACAUACCGAAGAAACUUCACAUCCAAGACUGGAAAGAAUUGCAGCAAAGCUCCCAAGAUUCAGAGGCUGGUGACUCCUCUGACUUUACAAAGGAAGCGAGCAAGGAUUGCAGACAAGAAGAAGAGAGUUGCAAAGUCCAAGUCGGCUGCAGCGGAGUACCAGAAGCUUCUUGCCACUAGGAUGAAGGAGCAGCGUGAACGCCGUAGUGAGAGCUUGGCAAAGAGGAGAUCCAAGCUCUCUGGAGCUUCUAAGCCAUCUGGGACUGCUUAGGUUCUCUAUGGUGUUUAUUUGAUAUUUUUUUCACUGAAUUAAACAUGUCUGGAUCAUAGAUAGGGAAAGGUAAUUUUGAUUUGUUCUCUAGAUUCUUGGCCUUCAUUUGGAUGCUCUGUUGCACCGGAUGUGUUAAGUUUGAGUUUUGUUUGCUUAUUUAAUGUUGCGGAUCUAGUUUUCAUUUAAUGUGAGAAUUCUGAACCUUGACUUUCAAACCAUUUUGCUCAUUGCAAUCGGUUAAAAAUGAAAUACUUUGUCAAAGUUAUUUGGUUA